This is a messenger RNA of Ceraceosorus guamensis, 4690 nucleotides long. Its product is annotated as RabGAP/TBC. The record is from RefSeq and is a predicted model, not a curated record. Gene Ontology annotation, molecular function: GTPase activator activity. The coding region runs from base 343 to 4629 and encodes 1428 amino acids. Lineage: Eukaryota; Fungi; Basidiomycota; Exobasidiomycetes; Ceraceosorales; Ceraceosoraceae. The transcript has 3 exons. Gene Ontology annotation, biological process: intracellular protein transport; activation of GTPase activity.
UCGUAUUCAGUCUUGAGUUAGAUGUGCCAUCUCAGUGAAACGCCUCCAUACCGGUUGAAGCUGUGUCAUAGACAUCUACCCAGCGUCUGCACGCAACUCCACCAAAGGCGCCAAUUCAUCUGACAGACUGCUCUCACAUAUCUCUGCGGGCUUCGUACCACCCAGCUUUCCACCCUUGCAGCCGUCGUUCAAGUCCCAACUGUCGCCGAUAUAGGCAAGAGCGGAGUUGCGUAUUCACCACAUUCUCUGUGAUUCGUCGCUCAUCUCACCCGGCGCGAAUUCUUGCUGAAUCGUCAAGGGCUCAUUUACAGCUCCACUUGCGGACGCAGGCUAUCCAUCGUGAUGUCCAUCAACCAUGCCUCGACAUCUGGUCGAUCGAUGUCCGCAGAAGCUAGCAGCUCAGAUGGAAGCCCACGAAUUGCGCGAGCGUCCCUAUCAGAACGCUUGGGUGCUGUUUCGUCAAGGGACAAAAAGGCAUCAACUCGAGCAGCUUCGAACGCCGCUCGACUCAAGUCGUUCGUAGAGCUUCUGGACCCUUCAGAUUUGCUGCCAGGCCACGCAGUAGCAGACUCGUACAGCCUGCGACACUUGUGCCUGCAACCGGGGGGUAUACCUACAUCUUCUACUCACAGAUCAAGCUCUUCGCGUCGCUUUGGAGAGUCCGCCUCGCCUCAGUCAGCCGGACUAGGUUGGCUACGCUCUUGCGCGUGGAGUGUUCUCUUGGGGCUGCUGCCGCCCGAAAAGUCGCAAUGGAGGUCGACGUUGAAUCAACGCCGGUCUGAGUACUACUCGUUCGUGUCGACCCUAGCGUGUCCAGAGGCUUCCCCGGGCUCGGGCCCUUCACCUCACCGCGACGCGCUGUUAGAUCAGAUCUACCGGGAUCUCUCUCGCUCCCGCCGCAACGUGUUCGCGUUCUAUCGCGCACCAGUCGCUGCUUCGCGCGGCUGUCCACUUGCCCCGCUUCCAUCAGAGGAGUUGAAUAAGCACACCGAGCCACGCGCAAGACGUAAGAGAGCCACUCCUAGAGUCGAGAAUAGACACGCCCUCCUCUUCAGACUGGCUCACAUCAACUCAGACUUUGCCGAUUACUUGCACGAGGAGAGGGAUGAGGGGACACCAGCGACCUCGCCUCUCGCGGCGGCGCGGAGCAGUGAUCGACACAGGCAAGGCAGCUUGACGGAGUCUGCAUCGCUUCACGCGGACGGCUUGGCACCGGACUCGACGGCAAAUAGAAGCCCGCCGAUUGUAUUACUACCCCCGUCUCCUGAAACCCGGCGGGGUCAUACGCCUGAAGCCGACAGCAGUGACGCGAUGCUUCCAAGCGAUGUUGCCCAGGACUUUGCAAAGCAAGACGAUCAGCAUUCUGCCGGUGCAAGUCCGCAGCAGCUUACGAAUGGGUCCGCUCGCUCUCUUCAGGACCGGCGUUGGCAUUCCUUACUCCGCAUCCUCUUUGUCUAUGCGCUUCUGAACCCAUCCACGGGCUACGUGCAAGGAAUGGGCGAGAUUGCCUUUGUGCUGGCAUACGUCAUGGGAACGUCCGAAGCAUGGCCCUUUUCGCCCUCGCAUCAUGAAGACGAGGAGCAGAACGGCGAAGCAGAGGACGUUGAUGAAGCCUACGUGGACCGUGAUGACGAUCCGCCAGGCGCGCACGCAGAGGCAGAUGCCUUUUGGCUGUUCUCCAGGCUUGUGGGAGAGCUGCGCGAGCUUUACGAGUUCGACGGCAUCGAUCACCACGCAGCAAGCCUGCAUGUCAGAAAUGGCUCGGGACGAGCACUUCCGUCUUUGCCAAAGCAGGAGUCGCAGCAAGGCGGCAUGGCUAAGGCUCUGGAACGCACAAGCGUGCGCCUCCGCUGGCUCGAUGACGGUCUUUGGGCGGCUCUAGCGCAGCAAGGCCUGGAUCCGCAGCUGCCGUACUACUCGUUCCGCUGGCUAGCGUGUCUGUUGAGCACUGAGCUGGCCUUGCCGUCAGUGCUGCAGCUCUGGGAUCUCAUUCUGGCAGAAUCGGGAAGCGCCACGCAAGAUUCGCAUGCAUUAGGGCCAAAGGUCGAGAUACUUAUCGACAUGUGCUGCGCGCUGCUCAUCAGCCUACGGGGACCACUCCUCGGCGCCGCUGAGCCGCAUGAGGGGGACGGGGACGAUUCAGACGCUUUCAGUCGAUGCAUGAGUAUAUUGCAGGAUUUGGAACACGUCGACAUUGGACCCGUCGCCGAGCUCGCAUGCGUGUUCAGGCAGCGCAGACUUGCGGCGCCUCUGACUGGGGAUGGGCCUCCCGACUGUCAUCAAGAAGCAACGCUUCCUUCGACUCCGGCCUCGGUGCGAGACAGAGCAACACAGGCUCUGCGAGGUUGGACCGGUCCCGGCGGGCCGAAAUGGCUCUCACCAGCAACUGCGCGCUCCGUUUCCGGCGGGUCGACCUUCUCAACACCUAAUCGAGCCGACGAGACAUCAGUUGAAGCAUCCUCGACGAACAGUCCCAGGGCUACAUUUGCAAAGUACGCAGAAGCAUUCCAAAGCAGCGAUGCUGCUGCGAGCCUCUCGAAAGCCAGCACGAACUGGACCGCAAGAGCUAUGGCGUCCUGGGGUGCAAAUGGCUCACAGAGUCGCAGCCGCGAAUCUUCGCCGCUGUUACCAGCGGAUGGAUCUCCCCGUCCAGGUUCGGCAGCCAAGUUAUCCCUAGCGGGCCUUUUCAGUCGUCAGCGUUCCGAUAGCAGCGGCACUGCUGCAUCUGGACCUUCCGAUUCAACCCAUCCGGCGCUGCGGUGGUCGCGAGAGAUGCCAAAUCUGCCGCUGCCAAAUGUGCUGGACAGUCCGCCGGAAAGGCAGGAGUACGGGUGGGCUUCUCGCCCUCAGCUGCCAGCGUCUUUGGCGAGCCCAAACCUGAACGAAAGCCCAAAUACGGCCUCCACUACUGGACGCUUCUCGCCCAUAAGUACCCAGUCGCCCGGCAGCGUGCGAGGAGGCAGCUCGGUACGAGGGGCUGGGCCCAAGCCUCUACUGCUCACUGGCUCUGCCAGACCUCCGCGGGAGAGCAGCGGCUCCCACCACGAUCAUAUUGCAGAGCCUAGCCGCAAAAUUUCCAGCGGUCCCAUGGCCGCCAGGAAUGGCUCUGAGCGUGGCAGUGUACGUGGCUUGCCCGCAGGCAGCAGGCGCGACAGUAGCAUUGCGAGCUCCAUCGCAGGAAGCUCUGGGUGGAGCUCACGUCCACAGUCCGAAUUUGGUGAUCCACCCCAAUCUGGCCAUAGUUCGGCCACCCCUGGGACUGGCAACACCCCGACUUUGCCAAGUAUGGCGGUAGCCACGCGUCUAGCAGAGAAGCUGCCGCCCAUCGGCACCACACCUGGCCCGGCUCUUGGCCUUGCCGGAUCGGCGAACGGCAAGCUGACGGCGGCCGCUUUCAAUAGGACUAGACGAGGCUCGACGGGAGAUGGCAGCGAUCGGACGAGCGCGUAUAGUGCUGAAGGUACGGCUGUCGGCACGGAUGACCUUCCGCCGGCAUCCUCUACUGGCUUCAUCGCCGAAGAGCAUCAUGCAAGCCCGGCGCCUAUUGCGAGCAGCUCAGAGACACCGCUGGUCGCAGCAUCGUCUCUCACGAGGCCACGCGGAACUGGCGGUGCGAAGGCGAGGGGCAGCAAUGGGUCCGUCUCUUCCUUCGGGCCCAGUCACGUAUCAAGCGACAGCAUGGAGCAAUUCAGCAGACGCGAGUCAAGUCGGAGCAGCACGUCCACGACGAGCCCACAGCGCCGCUCGCUAGCCUUGACGGAGUCCGGAGCAUCUCGCCCAGAUUCUCAAGGCGCAUUGUCAAAGGCUUCCUCGGACUCUUCGUCGCGCGACUCUCUGGCACAACGACGCGGCAGCGCGUUUAGCGCCGACCGCGUCACCAGCGGGCAAACAAGCGAGUCUUUGCCCGAAGAGCAAUCGUUGGAAGACCCAAAAUUGGAACAGGAUCGUAUCGGACUGCAAAGAUUCGAGCUGACGGAUGAGCCAAUACGCUUGUCCGAGCUGCAACGCGAGGGUAGCGAACGUAGCAUCAAUCGCUCGAACGGUAUUCAAAGAUCCACUGUUCGAUCAAAGCGAGCUUACUCGUCUGUCAAGAAGCGCCAGAGCGAAGCAGAUGAUGCAGAAGGCGGAGUGAACGGCGAGUCCCGCAAGCCUACUGCAGGACUCAGGCGCAGCUCGGCAGCUCGUUCUUCCAAGCUCCAAAUUGCGCCUGCUGAGGGUGAUACCGUGAUAAGAGCGCCUUCUCCAGGUCCGAGCGCCGGUCAAACGAUGGACAUUGACGAGCUCGUGAUGGAGCUCUCGGGGGAGAAUGAUGCCACACUUCAAGGAGACGAAUGGUCGGUGCGUGGGGAUCGAGAGGCGAGCCGAGCACCGGGACUACAGACGGGCGCCACAAGGGGCAUAGGAAUCGACAUGGGAGAAAGCAUCGGCCACGAUUUGGCUACUCCCCGCUUUGACGGCUUGCGACGACUUGCUCCCGACGAUAUGCCGCAAGACGAGUACGAGGAAGAUUGGGAGACUUAUGACGCUGCGGGAGCCGGGUUCGAAAGCGCGGGCGCGGCCCAGGGUGAUUUGAUGGCAUCGAUUGGAAACGCCAUGCUAGCCCCUGCUGCCACCUCUCAAGCGAUCUGAUGUAUCCUACCAUCAUUGCUCACUCAUCUGUCACUGCACUGCAUGUAGCGAAUAAGUCAUC